Molecule: messenger RNA, 888 nt
Organism: Camellia sinensis
Lineage: Eukaryota; Viridiplantae; Streptophyta; Magnoliopsida; Ericales; Theaceae
Product: mitochondrial import inner membrane translocase subunit PAM16 like 2
Biological process (GO): protein import into mitochondrial matrix
Cellular component (GO): TIM23 mitochondrial import inner membrane translocase complex
Source: RefSeq, a predicted model, not a curated record
UUAUUUGGCGAUCCAAACGGAGCCUUAAUUGUGUUUUUGGUUUUCCAGUUUGUUGUCCUUCUUCUUCUCGCAUCGCAAAGCAAAACCCUAACCUGCCUCCCCUCCACCUCCAUUCAAGACCUUUCCUUUCUUUCUCGAUCCUCCGACGUCGGUUUUCAAAGCCCUGAUUGGCUCGCCGAAGGACACAAAUCUGAAGAUUUUGAUCCCAUUCUCAUCAAUACCAGCUAUGGCUGCAAAGAUUCUUGCCAAUUUGAUUGUAAUGGGCUCUGGAAUUUUGGCUAGGGCUUUUGUUCAGGCAUACCGUCAAGCACUUGCAAAUGCCUCAAAAUCUGGUGUUGCUCAAGAGACAAUACAGAAUACAGUCCGUAGAGCAAGCAAAAUCAUGACGGAGCAAGAGGCAAGGCAAAUUCUUGGCGUCUCUGAGCAGUCCACAUGGGAAGAGAUUGCAAAGAAAUAUGAUAAUCUAUUUGAAAACAAUGCUAAGAAUGGAAGCUUUUACCUACAAUCGAAAGUUCACAAGGCUAAGGAAUGUUUGGAACCUCUGUAUCAAUGCAAAGAUCAGGGUACUACUGCUGGUUGAGAAUACACACUCUUGUUCUUGUAUAGUUGAUCUACUAAUUGGUGAUAUGAAAGAUGAACUCUUGUUGGUUUGUCUUGUGUGUUUUAAGUUUAAAUAUUUGUCGACUUUGUGUCACAUUUUAUGGUUAAUUGCAAGCUGUCCGUAGAGUUAGAACCAUGCUCAAUUUUGAUGGAAAAACUAGCUAUUUACAGAGGUGGAUUGUUUUGUUUGUCAAAAGUGGGCAAUGCCAGUGUAAUGAUGAGUAUUAUUAGAACAUUAUGUCGUACAUGGUGUAAUCGUGAAUGAUUUUGAGAUGUUUGAUAAAUUAA